UUAGGGCUCUUUGUCGUCUUCUUCGAGUUUCCACUUCCCAGCUUUCCUUCCUUCAUCAAUCUUCCUCAAAGUCCCUAACUUCGUUUUCUUCUUGGCUUUCUCGUUUUGUUCUUAUUCGAAUGACCUUUUUGUUAUUUGCAAAUGCUGACUGCUAGCGUUUGUGCCAAUUCUCCACCACGUCUGUCUACCGGGACCCGAUUAAAGUUGCAAAUUAAUUGCAAUGAUCGCUUUGAUGCUGUCAGAGUUUGUCCGCAAGUUAAGCCAAUCGGACUCGGCCUGGAAUUACAGCCUGUUGUUGGAAUAAGCAGGAAGCAAUCUAUCUCUGUUGUAUGUGCUGCUGCUGCUGCUUUGAGUGCAACAUGUAGUGCAUCUGGGCAAACUCAGACUGUUAUUCGCGAGGCACCAACAAUCACCCAAGCUCCUGUCCAUUCAAAAGAGAAGUCACCACAACUGGAUGACGGCGAUUCUGGAUUUCCUCCCCGUGAUGAUGAUGGUGGUGGAGGAGGUGGAGGUGGUGGUGGAGGCAACUGGUCAGGUGGAUUCUUCCUUUUUGGAUUUCUUGCAUUUCUAGGCUUCUUAAAGGAUAAAGAAAGCGAAGAAGAUUACCGGGACAGUCGAAGAAGGAGAUAAAGAGUGAGAGACUGCAAAUUGAUAAUAUUGUGGAACCAUUUGCAUAUAGAUUUUAAUACUGUAUGCCUUUUGAUAAUGAAUAACCUAAUUCAUCUUGAAAUAAGAAUUUGUAGUUAACUAGCCUUGUUCUUUUCCUUUUCUGGCAGAACAUAUGAAGAAGGGUAAUAAGAAUAGAAAAUUUGUUCAUCUAAUGAUUUAGAUUUCAUAAAUCACUUUCUGAUCUAAU
Messenger RNA from Hibiscus syriacus, 856 nucleotides. Its product is annotated as protein YELLOW LEAF 1, choloroplastic-like. The record is from RefSeq and is a predicted model, not a curated record. The coding region runs from base 142 to 630 and encodes 162 amino acids. Gene Ontology annotation, biological process: chloroplast organization; thylakoid membrane organization. The transcript is spliced from 5 exons. Gene Ontology annotation, cellular component: chloroplast. NCBI's taxonomy places the organism in Eukaryota, Viridiplantae, Streptophyta, Magnoliopsida, Malvales, Malvaceae.